GCGGCCAAUAGUCACACAAUAUCAGGGUCUAUUGACGGACUUGUUUAUGCCAGAAAAUGAAAUAAAGCUGUCGCGAAAACAAAGCGGCAAACAGGUUAAAAGAAUUUUAAGUAUUCGAAUCAUCUAUUUUCUGUAAGUCAAACUGGAAAUGGAAAAUAGUGGUGAAAGUGGUGAUGAUGGAGGACCAUUAGGUCCAACCGCUUUCCUUAGUGGAGGCGGUGUUUCUGCAUCAUAUAUUAGCGUACAAUCAGACGAUAUGGAAGAUGACCCUGAAAACACAGACGAUUCUAAUCAUGGAGCCAGCGACCCGUUGCAAGGAGUUGGUGGUGGUAGCGGUGGAGGUCCACUUCGGGAGCAAGAUCGGUUUCUUCCAAUAGCAAAUGUGGCUAAAAUUAUGAAAAGAGCCAUACCGGAAGCAGGAAAAAUAGCCAAAGACGCACGUGAAUGUGUUCAAGAAUGUGUAUCUGAAUUCAUAUCAUUCAUAACAUCCGAAGCAAGUGACAGGUGCCACAUGGAAAAACGCAAGACUAUCAAUGGUGAAGACAUUCUAUUUGCUAUGACAACUCUUGGUUUUGAUAAUUAUGUAGAACCACUGAAAGUGUAUCUACAAAAAUAUAGAGAAGCCACGAAAGGAGAUAACCCUCCAGGUACUGGUGCAACAACCGGUAAUGGAAAAACAGAACCACAGGGGACUAUUUAUGAGGAUCAGCUGUUUGCUAUUGCUGCGACAGGAUCCAAUGCUACCACUUCUGAUACACCUGUUAUAUACAGUUAUACAUCCACUGAUCAAAUGCAGUUUCAACUUUCUUGAUCAGUGCAGGUUAAAGUGUGAUGCUAAUAUAAAUUAUUCUGUGUAACACGCGAUUUGACCGUUACAUAUCGUCAGUGUGCAUGAUUGCGUUCGUUUUUCUCGUAAAGACUGUGAAAUCAAUUUUGUGUCAGUGAUCGAGAACACAUACGAGCAUUUUAAGAUUUUGAAUGGAAGGUGAGAAUUAAGAUUAAGUGACACCUUGUAAAGAGUAUAAUUGAAUAUGGAAGGAAAUAAACGAGGAAGCAGUUAAAGGCUUAUUGAUAA
Megalopta genalis is the source of this 1075-nucleotide messenger RNA. It is a transcript of the gene Nf-YB, whose product is annotated as nuclear factor Y-box B. The record is from RefSeq and is a predicted model, not a curated record. Gene Ontology annotation, molecular function: RNA polymerase II cis-regulatory region sequence-specific DNA binding; DNA-binding transcription activator activity, RNA polymerase II-specific; protein heterodimerization activity. Gene Ontology annotation, biological process: regulation of transcription by RNA polymerase II. Gene Ontology annotation, cellular component: nucleus; CCAAT-binding factor complex. NCBI's taxonomy places the organism in Eukaryota, Metazoa, Arthropoda, Insecta, Hymenoptera, Halictidae.